AUGAAUACCCAACAAUAUCUCCAACAAGACCCUCCAGAUCAACAACAACAACAACUCUUGGAACCUCCAUGGUUUGACUACCCACUUCCUUUUAUGGUCAUUGUCCGUGAUGAAUCUUUUGUCAUUGCCAAUGCACCACCACCCCCAACAAGCUCACGUGCUCGGUCCGUGUCCCGAACGCGUAGCAGCUCAACGCAACGUGCAGAUUCCCUCACGCGCACAGAGUCUACAAUCUCCACUGUAACUGCAACAACAACUACAACUGCAACUGCAACUGCAACUGCAACUGCAACUGCAACUGUAACUGCAACUGCAGAGACUCGAGCUUCAGUAUCAAGCCCAUCUCACCAUAACAUUGAGCUGACUACAAUCCCGAUCCGAACUGAAAUCUAUCCUGAAAUUAGAUACGUUUUCUCUGACGACGACUUUGCCCCGACAAUUGACGUGCUGGACGCGCAACGAGGUACAGGAAAUGGAAACAACAAAGGAGAAGAAGAAGAAGAAGAAGGAGGAGGAGGAUCAGAAGUAGAAGUAGAAGUAGAAGAAAAUGAGGGCCCACCUCAUGUGUCAUUAAUUCUAGAUUUCGAUGAGUCCGGUACUAAAGUUAUCAACGCAACUUCUCUCUCUUCUGCAUGGCAAAUCUCACGUGUAUCUGAACGGGCUUCAUCCACCAACACUUCGACUCACACAUCCUCUAUAUCUUCUUCUUCUCAUCCAGCAUGGGCUCCAGAAACUGAACAUGGAUCUAAUGCGGAUUUAGAUUCUGUGGCACAUGUAUUGUUUGUGGAUGGAACAAGCGCACAACCACAUUUUAAAACUGCACCGCCAUUACCUCCGCUUUCUUCAAAAACUAUAAAUUCUAUACAUUCUAUGCAUUCUAUGCAAAAUGUAGCUACUCCCGCGGCUAUUCCGCGUAUACAAGGUUUGACAGGUAGCGCGGGGAGCGCGGGGAGCAGGAGAAGCGCAGGAAGUAGUGGAAGCAAUUUUGCUUCAGUGGCGUCAAUGUCAUCUUCGUCGGGGUCUCUCGUGAGUGGUGGCGGUGCAACGGUUUCAGUAGUUGCUGCAGCAGGAAAGGGCGGGGCAGUAACAAUGCAAAGUAAUAAUUAUGAUGAUAAUGAUGAUGGUGGUGAUGAUGAUUUGCGCGCUCAUGCAAGCAACUUUGAUAAUGAAAAGAAAAAGUUUGAGGAAAGUUCGGAUGGUCAGCAGCAGCAGCAGCAGCAGCAGCAGCAACAACAACAACAAAUGGUUGUACGAGCAUUGACUCAACAGUUUCUUGAACGCAACAGACAACUACGAGAGAUUAUUAAUUCCAUGGCUAAUCAAGGAUAA
This is a messenger RNA of Magnusiomyces paraingens, 1329 nucleotides long. RefSeq lists its product as uncharacterized. The coding region runs from base 1 to 1329 and encodes 442 amino acids. NCBI's taxonomy places the organism in Eukaryota, Fungi, Ascomycota, Dipodascomycetes, Dipodascales, Dipodascaceae. The transcript has a single exon. The record is from RefSeq and is a predicted model, not a curated record.